CCCAUAAGAGUUACGAUGCCCUUGCCACUCAAAGUCCUCUUCUUCCUCAACCUUGUUUUAGUUUCUUCUUUCAACUUCAUUGCUUCGACUGCUUCUUCAAUAUCUGCAACAGCUCCUGUAGGAGUGACGGAAGUAGAGGCACUUUUAGUAUGGAAGGCUAGUCUUGACAAGGAAAGUCAAUCCACCUUGUCUUCUUGGGUCGGAACCAGGCCCUGCACUUGGAUAGGGAUCAUUUGUGGUUCGUUUGGGAGCAUCACUCAUCUAAACCUUUCCUCUUCAGAUUUGAAAGGGAAGCUAGAAGGUUUGAACUUCUCCCUUUUUCCCAACCUUACUCAUGUUGAUCUUAGCAUUAACUCACUCUAUGGAAGUAUUCCUUCGAUAGGAAAUUUAAUAAACUUAUCUGUUCUUUACCUUUACAACAACAAACUCUCUGGUUCCAUUCCCCAAGAAAUUGGGUUAUUAAGAUCUCUUUCUAGCCUUGCAUUGUCUGACAACAAUUUCACAGGUCCAAUCCCUGCUUCAAUAGGAAAUUUGACAAACUUAUCCUUUCUUUACCUUUACAACAACAAACUCUCUAGUUCCAUUCCUCAAGAAAUUGGAUUGUUAAGAUCACUUUCUGAUCUUCAAUUGUCUUACAAUAAUUUCACAGGUCCAAUCCCGGCUUCAAUAGGAAAUAUGAUACACUUAUCCGUUCUUUACCUUAAUAACAACAAACUCUCUAAUUUCAUUCCUCAAGAAAUUGGGUUGUUAAGAUCUCUUUCUGAUCUUGGAUU
This is a messenger RNA of Theobroma cacao (cacao), 773 nucleotides long. The record is from RefSeq and is a predicted model, not a curated record. NCBI's taxonomy places the organism in Eukaryota, Viridiplantae, Streptophyta, Magnoliopsida, Malvales, Malvaceae.